This is a messenger RNA of Neurospora tetrasperma FGSC 2508, 2080 nucleotides long. Its product is annotated as glycerol kinase. Gene Ontology annotation, molecular function: glycerol kinase activity. The record is from RefSeq and is a predicted model, not a curated record. NCBI's taxonomy places the organism in Eukaryota, Fungi, Ascomycota, Sordariomycetes, Sordariales, Sordariaceae. The transcript is spliced from 4 exons. Gene Ontology annotation, cellular component: mitochondrion. Bases 1 to 1701 code for a protein of 566 amino acids. Gene Ontology annotation, biological process: triglyceride metabolic process; glycerol-3-phosphate biosynthetic process; glycerol metabolic process.
AUGUCGCCCUCGAUGUGGACGAUGAGGUGGUCGCACCAGGUCAUCAAUGAACACCAUCGACACCACUUGAAGUCUUGUUCGACCAUCAGCCGUGUGAACAACGCUCUCAAGUCCAUCAUCCCACGAACAAGACCCGGAGACACAGACACAGACACCCCGCACGAGGCAUUACCAUCUACCCCGCUUGAACCCGUUCCUACAAGAACAACUUCAGUCACCAUGAAGUUACUCAACCUCAACGAUGGCGUCGAGGCCGGCGUCAUGUGUGUAGAACCCACCCUCACAAACGAUGGCAUGGACGCCCGCAACCUAGCAAAGGCCCACAAGGGCUUCUCCAAGAACGACAUCCGCUCCAUCGGCAUCACCAACCAGCGCGAAACCACGCUUGUGUGGGACCAUGAAACCGGCGAGCCUCUCUAUAAUGCCGUCGUCUGGCCCGAUACUCGCACCAAGUCCCUUGUCCGCGACCUCAAGGCCAAGGACGGCGCCGAUGCCAUCAAGGACCUUUGCGGUCUUCCCCUCUCCACCUAUCCCAGCAGCGUCAAGCUUCUUUGGCUCAUUGAGAAUGUUGAGGCCGUCAAGCAGGCCUACGAAGAAGGUCGUCUUGCCUUCGGCACUGUCGACACUUGGCUGAUCUACAAGCUCAAUGGCGGCGCCCAGGCUGAGAGUCCUGUCCACGUAACAGACAGCACCAACGCCAGCAGAACCAUGUUCAUGAACAUCCGCACUCUGCAGUAUGACGACAAGUUGCUAGGAUUCUUCGGAAUUGACCGAACCAAGGUGCAUUUGCCCAAGAUCGUCCCUUCGUCGGACCCUGAAUGUUUCGGUCGCAUUGCCAGUGGUGCGCUGUCGGGUGUGCCGAUCGCUGGUUGCUUGGGCGAUCAAUCCAGCGCCCUGGUUGGCCAGUGCGGCUUCAACCCCGGCCAAGCAAAGAACACCUACGGCACUGGCUGCUUCCUGCUCUACAACGUCGGCACCGAGCCCGUCAUCUCGCAGUACGGUCUUCUGUCCACUGUCGCCUACGACUUUGGUCAGGGCCGCGCGCCCGUCUACGCCCUCGAAGGCAGCAUUGCUGUCGCCGGCGCCGGCGUCACCUUCCUCCAGAACAACCUCAACUUCAUUGAGAACGCUAAGCAAAUCAACGACCUUGCCGAGUCGGUGCCCGACAACGGAGGUGUUGUGUUUGUCACCGCCUUCAGCGGCCUGUUCGCCCCUUACUGGAUCGAUGAUGCAAAGGGAACUUUGUUCGGAAUUACUCAACACACCCAAAAGGGACACAUUGCUCGUGCCACUCUCGAGGCUACCUGCUUCCAGACCAAGGCUAUCCUUGAUGCCAUGGAGAAAGACUCGGGCUGCAAGCUCAAGCUCCUCGCUGUCGAUGGUGGUCUCUCCAACUCCGAUCUGACCAUGCAAACCCAGGCUGACAUCAGCGGUAUUCCCGUUGAUCGUCCGGCCAUGUGCGAAACCACCGCUCUUGGCGCUGCCAUCGCUGCCGGCCUCGCUACCGGUGUCUGGAGCGAUACCACCGAGCUCCAGGAAGUUAACCGGACCGGCCGGAAGGUCUUUGAGCCCAAGAUUUCUCGCAAGUGUGCCGAGAAGAGGUUCAAGAAGUGGAACCAGGCUGUUCAGAUGAGCCGCGGCUGGCUGCAAGACAAUGACAACGAAGACGACGAGUGCGACGAGGAGGUGAAGAAGGCCUAAGCCGGACACCUCGCUUUCUCACCCUUUCUACACACCUUCUCUUUCCAGAUCCAUCGUCUCACAAGAUGAUCUUGUACAACAUUUUGCUUGCUUUAAAAACACUGCAUUGGGAUUUUGCGAUGGAGUUCGGGAUGAGCAUUUUUGGGUAUAUCUUUUCAUUCUUUUCUCCUGUAUAACUUAUCAUGAUUGGGCUUUUUUUUGCGAGGAGUUAUGGGCGAAAAAGGGCGAAAUGAACAAAGCAACACACGCAUGAAUAAGCGUGAAUGGGACUGCCGGCGGGAAUAAAUGGCUUGAUCUAAUACCUCACGAGGAUACCCUCAUUUAGUUCUUGGAACAUUGGGACUUGGAUGACCACAAGUAAUUACAUUAUUAUAUGAAU